GGAUUCGGUGAGGGACACCAACAGGAAUUCGGUGCGGGUAUGCCAGUGUGUAUUUGGUAAGGGGAUGCCAAUGGGUAUUGGGUAAGGAGAUGGAUAUUUGAUAAGGGGAUGCCAACAGGAAUUUGGUGAGGGGGUGUCAAUUGGCAUUCGGGGGGAUGUCAGUUGGCAUUCAGUGAAGGAACACCAACAGGAAUUCGAUGAGGGGAUGCCAAUGGUUAUUUGGUGAGGGGAUGCCAAUAGGUAUUUGGUGAGGAGGCACCAACAGGAAUUUGGUGAAGGGGUGUCAAUUGGCAUUUGGUGAAGGAACGCCAAUUCGGUGAGGGGAUGCCAAUGGGCAUUCGGUGACACCCCAUCCGCGUCCCCCCCCCGACACCUCUCCUCCUUCCUUCUCAUGGAACUGGCACAUUGCCUUUGGGAGGGGGUUGGCGCCUUGCGACCCCGAAGGAUGUUACCCGUCCCCUAAUUUGGAGGGGGGUAUCUCUGCCAUCUUAAAGAGAGUUGGGGGUUGUGGCGGCGGCCUCCCUCGGCGCCAGCGUUGGGAGCGCGAUGCCCUCCUAGCUGAACCGGACCCCCUUCUCGCCAUGUUCAAGAUGGAGAAGGCCCUCGGCAACCUCAGCGUGGUGGUGCCAGCGUCGCGCCUCACGCCAGCCUUCCCGCCGGCGGUCAAGGUCGGACUCACGGCGCUGUACACGGCCCUCUACGCCUUGCUCUUCCUCUCAGUCUACGCCCAGCUCUGGCUGGUCCUCUUCUACCGCCACAAGAAGUUCAGCUACCAGACAGUCUUCCUUUUCCUCUGCCUCUUCUGGGCCGCCCUGCGGACCACCCUCUUCUCCUUCUACUUCAGGAACACCCUCAAGGCCAACCACCUGAGCCCCUUCUUCUUCUGGCUUCUCUACUGCUGCCCCGUCUGCCUCCAGUUCUUCACCUUGACCCUCAUGAACCUCUACUUUGCCCAGGUAAAUGUUAAAAUGGCUGCGCUCACCCAGGUUCCUUGUGAGCAAGGAUGCUCCUUUGGACUCUUUGGCUCCGGCUGGGAGCACUGAAAGGGCUUUCGGUACAUUUGGUGGUUAUAUUUUCACAUCCACCCUCAGCACUAUUGCACUAUCCUUGGUUUCAGUGUCUGCUAUCCUCCAGGCAUACAGGGUGAUUCAAAAAGAACGGUGCGAAACCGAAUAAGAACAGUAUGUAGAGAGAUCUUGUAGCACCUUUGAGACUAACUGAAAGAAAGAUGUUGGCAGCAUGAGCUUUCCAAGACUUUGGUCUACUUGCAUCUGAGGAAGUAGACUGAAAGAAAGAAAGCCAGUGGGCAAGUGAGGCACCAGGGUUUGCAUGCGCUCGCUCUUCUUUCCCAUGUGCCUUGGCCAGCUGAAGCAAGCUAGCCAAAGCACUGGGAAAGGCAGGAAGGGUGCAUGCGUGUGCGUGUGCACCUCUCCUUACCCAUUGCCUUGGCUUGCUGGGCCCAGAGC
Molecule: messenger RNA, 1466 nt
Organism: Sceloporus undulatus (fence lizard)
Lineage: Eukaryota; Metazoa; Chordata; Lepidosauria; Squamata; Phrynosomatidae
Product: integral membrane protein GPR137-like
Exons: 1
Coding region: 582-1043 (153 amino acids)
Biological process (GO): positive regulation of TORC1 signaling; negative regulation of osteoclast differentiation; regulation of autophagy
Cellular component (GO): lysosomal membrane
Source: RefSeq, a predicted model, not a curated record